AUGAAAGAAUCGAAAUCGGCCAAGUUGAAUCAGCAACAACAACAACAAUACAAUCACCAGAAUGUUCACUUGUCUUCCUCCAAACUAGCCAAUUUGUUCGAUCCCGAUGCUUCGUGGGACAAGGAUCAAUUGGGAGACGUGUUGCAUUGGAUUCGACAAGUGGUGGGAUUGAUCUGUGGAUUGUUAUGGGGCUCAAUUCCACUUGUUGGAGGCAUUUGGAUCAUUCUGUUUUUGGCGAUAUCCUCAGGGAUCGUUUACGGCUACUACGCAAUGAUUCUCAAGGUUGAUGAAGAAGAUUUCGGAGGUCAUGCAGCUUUGCUGCAAGAGGGUCUCUUUGCAUCAGUUACUCUCUUUUUGCUCGCAUGGAUUCUUGUCUAUAGCUUGGCACACUUCUGA
Molecule: messenger RNA, 396 nt
Organism: Arabis nemorensis
Lineage: Eukaryota; Viridiplantae; Streptophyta; Magnoliopsida; Brassicales; Brassicaceae
Source: the annotation of a GenBank genome assembly